ACCAAAAUUAACUAUCGAGUCUCGAGCCCAAGCACCAAAAAAAUGAGCCAUUUACUCUGCAGAUCAACCUUAGCUGCUCGAUUCCUACCCUCCUCCCUCACUGCUACUUCUACUCUCAUCAGAUUCAAACCUCUCUCUCCUUCUUCUUCUCCGCCGCCGCCUAGAGCUCCCAGAAUGUCGACAGAAGCUGCCGCCUCCUCCUCAUCUUCUCCCUCUCCUUCCUCCGCCAUCGAUUUUCUCACGCUUUGCCGCCGCCUCAAGACCACGAAGAGAGCUGGUUGGGUACUUAGGGAUGUGCAGGGUCCUGAAUCGAUAGCUGAUCACAUGUACCGAAUGGGAGUGAUGGCUCUUAUUUCAGCUGAUCUUCCUGGUGUGGAUCGUGACAAGUGUGUAAAAAUGGCAAUAGUGCAUGAUAUUGCUGAAGCAAUUGUUGGAGAUAUUACUCCUUCUGAUGGGAUUUCAAAAGCUGAAAAGAGUCGUCGGGAGAGAGAAGCAAUAGAGGACAUGUGCAAACUUCUAGGUGGAGGCCCCCGGGCCAAGGAGAUCAAGGAUUUGUGGUUGGAAUAUGAAGAAUGUUCUUCAUUAGAAGCUAAAGUUGUUAAAGAUUUUGACAAGAUUGAGAUGAUACUUCAGGCUUUGGAAUAUGAAAAAGAGCAGGGAAAGGAUUUGGAUGAGUUUUUCCAGUCAACAGCAGGGAAGUUUCAAACAGAUGUGGGUAAAGCUUGGGCUUCAGAGAUUAUAUCAAGACGAGCAAACACAACUAAGGCAUAAUUUUUUCAAUUCUAAUGGAUUGGUGGCAGCUAGUCUUCAUAGAUUAGUCCUAUCUGACCCAAGGUAGAUAGAAUCAUCAAUGCUUCUCAUUUCGUGCCUUUCCCGUUAGAAGAAUGAUAUAUCAUCUGAUGCACUGUCCCAUUUCGUGUUGAUAUACACCAAGAUGUGACAUUUGUUAAGUCUCGAUUUCUUUCAUUCGAGGCUUCUACAUUUAAAGCGUUCUGUCAUUAUGCGUCUCUUGCAUGGUUUCACUUUUGAUGCUUGUGCUUUUUUGUCGGGCGCAAAGCUGGAAAUCGAAGCUGUAUCUGCGUGGUUUUUAUGGAGUUGUAGUCUUGUAGAGCGUUAGAUAUUGCAAGAAUCUGAAUAGACACCUUAUUUGAACAGCAGCAAAGACACUUGUAUGGGGAGAUAAUUAGGCCAAAGAAAUGACAAAUGAUAGUUAUUUUGAUUCCAA
Messenger RNA from Ipomoea triloba (trilobed morning glory), 1225 nucleotides. Its product is annotated as HD domain-containing protein 2 homolog. The record is from RefSeq and is a predicted model, not a curated record. Gene Ontology annotation, molecular function: 5'-deoxynucleotidase activity. Gene Ontology annotation, cellular component: cytoplasm. The transcript has 8 exons. NCBI's taxonomy places the organism in Eukaryota, Viridiplantae, Streptophyta, Magnoliopsida, Solanales, Convolvulaceae. The coding region runs from base 43 to 771 and encodes 242 amino acids.